UCCAAAUCUCGCUACCUUUUACACGACUCAAACUUCACCAGCCUAAACUUAUAAACACGAUCUGCAACCAUCAAACUGACAGUUUUACAACAAUGGCUCCCCCUCGCCGCGCUCUCAUCUCCAUCACCUCAGCUCAUGCCAGUCUCUUCGACGGCAAGGAGACUACGGGUCUCUUUAUCAUCGAGGCCCUCCAUCCUUAUAAUGUCCUGACGGCCGCCGGCUUCGAAGUUGACUUCGCCUCUGAGACCGGCACCUACACGCCUGACUGGCUGUCUCAGCAGCCCGACUUCCUCAAGGGCGAUGAUCUUGCCACCUGGAACGACCUGAACAGUGACUUCCGUAAGAAGCUGGACAACAUGCCCAAGGCUGCCGACGUUGAUGGCUCCAGGUAUGGCGUCUUCUUCGCCUCGGCUGGCCACGCUUCCCUGAGGGACUAUCCCACCGCAUCUAACCUCCAAAACAUCGCCGCCCAGGUCUGGGCCAAUGGUGGCGUUGUCUCCUCUGUGUGUCACGGUCCGGCCAUCUUCGCCAACCUGAUCGACCCGGCCACCAACGAGCCCCUGAUCAAGGGCAAGACCAUUACCGGCUUUACAACUGAGGCGGAGAACACUAUGGGCAUUAUGGGGGAGUUGCGGAGCUGGAAGACUGAGAUGGUAGAGGAGACAGCCGAGAGGUUGGGUGCCACCUGUAAGUUCAAACACUGCGAGAACCAGGAGUCGCCCGGACCAAAACUAACCUCAUCCUAGACAAGCGUGCACCUGGUAUCUGGGAUGACUUUCAUAUCGUCGACGGGCGCCUCGUCACUGGUCAGAACCCUGCCAGCUCUCUGUCGACUGCCAAAGCAGUAGUUGAGGUUUUCGAUAAGCUGUGAUGGAAAAUGGAUUAAUUUCUUAGGUAUUCGGGGCUUUGUCUGAAUGUUAUUCAAUUACACCCACUUGAUAGUAUGUACGCGUUCAAAUACAACGGCGUCAGACAGCAAAACGGGUGAAAGCGAAGUUGAAAAAUCACAAUAGUAUUAUGUGACUAAUAUGGACUAUUAUGUGUUAUUAUGUGCCAGUUUUGUCCCG
Messenger RNA from Ilyonectria robusta, 1067 nucleotides. RefSeq names its product class I glutamine amidotransferase-like protein. Gene Ontology annotation, molecular function: glyoxalase III activity. The record is from RefSeq and is a predicted model, not a curated record. The coding region runs from base 93 to 746 and encodes 217 amino acids. Lineage: Eukaryota; Fungi; Ascomycota; Sordariomycetes; Hypocreales; Nectriaceae. The transcript has a single exon.